This is a messenger RNA of Aethina tumida (small hive beetle), 950 nucleotides long. RefSeq names its product 40S ribosomal protein S3a (gene RpS3A). Lineage: Eukaryota; Metazoa; Arthropoda; Insecta; Coleoptera; Nitidulidae. The record is from RefSeq and is a predicted model, not a curated record. Gene Ontology annotation, biological process: translation. Gene Ontology annotation, molecular function: structural constituent of ribosome. Gene Ontology annotation, cellular component: ribosome; cytosol. The coding region runs from base 78 to 878 and encodes 266 amino acids. The transcript has 4 exons.
CCCAGAAUUUCCCCAGUCCCGUCAACAACAUCCGUCAUCUCCUUCCACGGCUCUCUUUUCAGUGUGUUCGAUCAACGAUGGCUGUUGGGAAAAAUAAGGGACUGUCCAAAGGUGGCAAAAAGGGAGUCAAGAAGAAGGUCGUUGAUCCCUUCACCCGCAAAGACUGGUACGAUGUGAAGGCUCCCUCAAUGUUCGCCACCAGGCAGGUGGGAAAGACCCUCGUCAACCGUACCCAGGGUACCAAAAUCGCCUCUGAAGGCCUCAAAUACAGAGUAUUUGAAGUGUCUCUGGCUGAUUUGCAGAGCGACAAGGACGCCGAAAGGUCCUUCAGGAAGUUCAGGCUCAUCGCUGAAGAUGUUCAAGGCAGAAAUGUCCUGACCAACUUCCACGGCAUGGAUCUGACUACCGACAAACUCAGAUCUAUGGUCAAGAAAUGGCAGACCUUGAUUGAAGCUUCUGCUGACGUCAAGACCUCUGACGGUUAUUUGUUGAGGGUUUUCUGCAUUGGUUUCACCAACAAGGACCAAUUGUCGCAGAGGAAGACCUGCUAUGCACAACACACCCAAGUCCGUGCUAUCCGCAAGAAGAUGGUCGAACUGAUCACCAGGGACAUCGCCGGAUCCGACUUGAAAGAGGUGGUGAACAAACUGUUGCCCGACAGUAUUGCCAAGGACAUCGAGAAGGCGUGCCAGGGCAUCUACCCCCUGCACGACGUGUACAUUCGCAAAGUGAAGGUACUGAAGAAGCCACGCUUUGAACUCUCCAAGCUGUUGGAGUUGCACGGUGACGGCGGCAAAGGUGGAGACGUGUCCGGAGAGGGCGGUUCCAACGUGGACAAGCCAGAGGGCUACGAACCACCAGUGCAAGAGUCCGUCUGAGUUUUUAUAAUUAACUGAUGAUUAUAUGUAAAAAAAUGGAAAAACAAUAAAUACGUGGUGUAUUUAUGAACA